Molecule: messenger RNA, 3173 nt
Organism: Schistosoma rodhaini
Lineage: Eukaryota; Metazoa; Platyhelminthes; Trematoda; Strigeidida; Schistosomatidae
Source: the annotation of a GenBank genome assembly
AUAACUGUUUUUGGCAGCCUUUCGAACUGUUAGCCGCUGGAGGUUUUAGUGAUCUUGGGAUUUAUUUUAUUGUCAGUCGCAAUUAUGGUUGCAGACUACUCUUUUCACUAAUUCGACUUACAAACCCAACAUUUGGCUUAAUCUAGUGUUUGAGAUGUGAUGCUCCGUGUUGAUUGUUGAGGAGACCACUGGCUUGGAGUUAUAAUUCAGUUUACCUAAUAAAUCCUAUUGGCUUAUCAGCUGAAAGCAUUCACACAUCUUGUACGAGACAAUUUUCUAAGCUUUUAACUGCCCUCACACUACUUAAUUUCAACAAAAAAACGAAUAUUCAUUACAAUGCUUCGCAAAAUUCACAACUGGUCUGCCAGAAAGCGUCUCAGUGUAUCAAGCUAUCCUUUAAGAAGAAAGGAUCCUAGAACAACCCCAACGAGGACUAAAAAGCACCAAGAAUGUAUAACUUUUCAGAAAUCCGGUCGCAAACCAACGGGACCUCCGUCAGUCGCAAAACCAAGAGCGCGGAAAGUCCACAAAGCGCCUAUCCCGGAAUCUCAAAGUGUGACUAACCAAAAUCUGCCAGAUAAUGUAGAUAUUCAGGUCCCUUCAGUUUGUAAUCAUAAUUCUGCUCAUACGAAAAUUCACCAUAAUAACUUCAUAGACCCUCCAAAUUUACCUUCACCGUUGUGUGUUUCUGAUUCUUGCGAAAAUGCUGACGAACAGUUAUAUCAUAACUGUCAAAACCUUCAUGAUAAUUCAGAAAAUGGUCGUAUAUUAUCAAAGCUACAAAGUACAUCGAAAACAGAAUCAUUGGUGGAAAUUAGUACAAACAAUUACUUACCUGAAAAACCAAACCAAAGUGUUACACUUAUUGAAUGCACUGAGCGAUUUACUUUUCCGAAUUUGAUUACUAGUUCGGAUCAACAAGUCGAUUCACCUAAUGAUAUUAAACCUCACUUAUUCAGGGAGGUUGGAUUUAUUGGCGAGGAUGAAACUAUGCAACCUUCCGACGAGGAAAGUGAACCAAGUGAUUCUUCGUCUUCUAUCGCUCCUCCGCAAGAACUUUCUACGGAAAUCUCUGCAAUUGAAGAGUGCGAUGACGGAGAUUUCGAAGAAGCUGAUGCAUAUGCCUUCAUCCGCAGCCUCCCACCACUGCCUCCUGAUAUUAUUUGUCGUCCACCAGCGCUGCCGAAAAAAACUCGCUCCUCUCCAGAGUUUUGCUUAGUUCUUGAUUUAGAUGAAACUUUGGUUCAUUGUAGUCUAAACCCUCUUUUGGACGCUCAGUUUAUUUUCCAAGUUGUUUUCCAAGGUGUUGUCUACAUGGUGUACGUCCGAAUUCGACCACACUUAUACGAAUUUCUUACCAAUGUUUCUGAACAUUUCGAAGUUGUGCUUUUUACAGCUAGCACGAAAGUAUACGCUGAUCGACUCGUAAACUUGAUCGAUCCUAAAAAGAAAUGGAUCAAGCAUAGAUUAUUCCGUGAACAUUGUGUCUGUGUAAAUGGUAAUUACGUCAAAGACUUACGAGUCCUAGGUCGAGACCUCCGCAAAACUGUGAUUAUUGAUAAUUCUCCUCAGGCGUUCGGCUAUCAGCUGGAUAAUGGUGUUCCAAUUGAAAGUUGGUUUGUUGAUUCAAAUGAUUGUGAACUCCUUAAACUUAUUCCGUUUUUAAAAGAAAUAACUAAAGCCGAUGAUGUUAGACCAUUAAUAGUUGAUCGAUUCCGGUUACAUGAGAAAGUUCUGGCAGCUCCUCUUUCACCACCCGAUGUUCAGAAUUGAUACAUUUCAAUCUUUUGUAGGUCGCAGUUAAACUUAAAACAAAACAAAUUGUUUUAAAGCAGCAGUUAUUUAUUUUCUAUUAAAGCUUCCUUUAAAUUAAUUUUGUUUAUUACAGUAAAUCUUCUUUAUAUUUUUAAUCCCAAUAACCUUUUUUUUGUCAUCAUAACUUAUCUUUUAACAUAUUAGAUAGAUUGAUCAUCGCAUAGCUAACAUGGACACACAUUCAAUGCGCUGCAGCAUUUAUAUGCUGUAUAAAUUUGAUAAUAUUCACCAUAUUAUCUGUAUUCGUUCAUUCACUUAUUUCAAUUAAGUGAGUAAACAAACAUAUUUGAAUAAUUUUGUUUUAUUUCCAUUUUUGACAGUAAAGAUUACUUGUUUUUUUAAUUAUUAUAAUCAUUAUUAUAAUAAUCGAUAUAUCUCGCUUAUUUUAGUCGAAAUUAUUUGCAUCAUAAUUAUAUUAUUAUUACUGCCACUAUUUUUAAUUUCUAUAUUCAUCAAGAUUUAUUGCCUGACAUUUAUUGCUAACUAUUACGCAUUCGUUAUUCGGGAGAAUUAUAUAUUCUUCAUUUUAUUUCUUGUCAACAUUUGCAUUUACAUUAUAUGUAUAUUUAUAUAUCAUUAAUAAAAAUAUCCUUAUAAUCAUAUAAUUUACAUGUGUAUAGAGAUGUGUACGUACGCAUGUUUCUUUACCUAUCCACUCAUUGCUUUUUUUGACGAUAAUCAAUAAAACGACUACAUCGUAUUUUUAUUUGUUCGCUUUGAAUUUCACAACUUAAUUCUAUUACUGUAAACGGGAGAACGUUUUUCAUUCUUAUCUAUCUGCUCUUGAAACUGGUGAACAUUACAUAUUCUCCAUAAAUUUUUAUGAUUAUUCUUAUAGGCGUUAAAUACCGCGGUAAUAAUGUUGUUUACAGCACCUUGUUUUACUUUAAUUUGUCAGUUUUCUGUCGUUUUUAAUUAUCGUUAUCAUUAAUUCUUUAGAUGUUUUGUUCUUUUGCAUUGCCCAUUGCAUUUUUACAAUUGGAAUUUCGUAUUUUAGCACUCAUGAGAUAGUUUUACUGAUAUUACAACUUUUGUCAGUUUUUGGAAUGUCUGCUGUUGUGUACAGAAAAUUAAAUCUUGCAUUUUUAAGAGGAAAUUUCUUUUCUUUCACCUUUAAUUUGUUUACUGGGUGGGACUUUUUGUCAUUGUUGAUGAUUUACUUUUAAGAUUUUAAAUACCUUGUUUUUCUCUCUCCGUUUAUUUACUGCACAGUUUAUACACAUCUUAUUAGUAAUUUCAAUAAAACAUGUAUUUGGUACUUUUAAUUUUUGUGGUUGUUGAUUUGACUUAUUUAUGGGACUCGUUAAUACUUGCCAACUUAGCUAUAGCGUCUCUUCAAUAAGACUUUUAUAAUGAUG